GUUUUUGCAUCUAUCUCUAUUUCUCUCACAUGCAUACACAAACAUUAAUGGAGGAAGGAAACCCUGCUUCGCCGGUGGCUCUUAUUGUUGGGGUCACCGGCAUGGUGGGUAUUGCCUUAACAGAAGCCUUAAAGAAGCCAACAGCAUUAGGUGGUCCGUGGACAGUCUAUGGUGUAUCACGGCGGUCAUUACCACCGUGGUUCCCAUCCUCUCUUCUUAACAAUUACCUCAUUCUGGACACCCUAAAACAAGAAGACACACAAAAACUCCUCUCUCCACUUUCCUCCAAAGUCACUCAUCUCUUUUGGGUUGCUAUAAGCGUCAAUGAAAGUGAAGAAGUUAACAUUUCCCUUAACUCUACUAUGCUUUCCAAUGUCCUUAACGCGUUAACUUCCUCUCAAGACUCAAAACUCAAGCAUGUCACAUUGCAAACAGGAACAAAACAAUAUAUGGGUCCUGUUUUUGACCCUUCCCUUUCAGCUCAACUUGUUCCUCAUGAUCCUCCAUUUAGAGAGGAUUACCCUAGAAUACCAUUUCCAAACUUCUACUAUGCUUUGGAAGACAUUGUAGCUUCCUACCCAGAAUCCUUUACAUACUCCAUACAUCGAUCAUCCAUAAUCAUUGGUGCAUCAUCAAGAAGUUUCUUUAAUGAACUUCUCACGCUUUCAGUUUAUGCACUAAUAUGCAAACACGAAAACCAUCCAUUCAGGUAUUUUGGUAAUAAGUACUGCUGGGAACACUUUUGGGAUGCGAGUGAUGCUAGGGUGCUAGCCGAGCAGCAAAUAUGGGCUGCGGUGACAGACAAAGCUAAGAAUCAAGCUUUUAACUGCACUAAUGGUGAUGUGUUUACAUGGAAACAGCUAUGGAGAGUGCUUUGUGAUGUGUUUGAUGUUAAGUUUGUAACAUUCGAUGAGAACGACGAGUUUGAUUUUGUUGAUUACAUGAAGGAUAAAGGAGAAGUUUGGGACAGAAUUGUUGAAGAAAAUGGAUUGUACAAGACAAAGCUGGAGGAGAUAACUUGCGUCGAUGCAUCUAAUGCAAUUUUAAAGUUUGAGUUUCAACAUGUUUGUAGCAUGAACAAGAGUCGAGAAUUUGGGUUUGUUGGGUUUGAAAAUACACUUGCUAGCAUCGUGGUAUGGGUUGAGAGGUUGAAGCAAAUGAAUAUUCUUCCAUAGGUAUUGCAUAGACGGUAGAUCAUUUUUAUUUGCUUGAAUAAAUACGCUAAUUAUGGGCCAUGUGUAAUUACUUUAUUUCCAAGUUGUUACAAACAAAUACAGUACUACUGAU
Messenger RNA from Lactuca virosa, 1287 nucleotides. NCBI's taxonomy places the organism in Eukaryota, Viridiplantae, Streptophyta, Magnoliopsida, Asterales, Asteraceae. The record is from the annotation of a GenBank genome assembly.